AUGUUUUCGGAGAAAUGUGUUAGAAAUAUUCUCAUAAUUGAAGGCAAGAUGGAUAGUUAUAAAUAUACUACAAUUUUUAAUGAUAAUUUAUUUAAAAAUGCUAAAAAUUUAAAUUUAAAAUUUUUUUUAAUUCUAAUAGGAUACUAA
Molecule: messenger RNA, 147 nt
Organism: Vairimorpha ceranae
Lineage: Eukaryota; Fungi; Microsporidia; Nosematidae
Exons: 1
Coding region: 1-147 (48 amino acids)
Source: RefSeq, a predicted model, not a curated record